Drosophila miranda is the source of this 2006-nucleotide messenger RNA. It is a transcript of the gene MCU, whose product is annotated as calcium uniporter protein, mitochondrial. The record is from RefSeq and is a predicted model, not a curated record. The transcript is spliced from 9 exons. Gene Ontology annotation, cellular component: mitochondrial inner membrane; uniplex complex. The coding region runs from base 21 to 1547 and encodes 508 amino acids. Gene Ontology annotation, biological process: calcium import into the mitochondrion; mitochondrial calcium ion homeostasis. Gene Ontology annotation, molecular function: uniporter activity; calcium channel activity. Lineage: Eukaryota; Metazoa; Arthropoda; Insecta; Diptera; Drosophilidae.
GUAAUCGGACGGAAAGCAGCAUGUCCAGAAGCGGCGCUGCCGUGGUGAGCGCCUUCCGCCUGCUCCUGCGUCCCUCGGGUGUCAGUCGGCAUCGUGGCCUGCGUUUGGGCCCUGUGACGGCCUUUGCUCUGCACUUGCGGCCUUGCGGCGGCCAUGAGCUGCAGCAACACAGAACUUUCGCUGCCACAACGGAGGACGAUGACAAACAUAAAACGCCACUGGAAACGGGAGGUUCCAUGGGGCAUCAAGAUGGGCAAACCCCCGAGCAGGAAGGGGAACAGGGGCAGGAGAACAGCCACGACAGGGACAGGGCAUCGGAAGAGUCCGAAGAAGCCAAGAAAUCGCUGGAGCAAGCCCAAGUUUCAGAGGAAGACCACCCGAAGCCCAAGCGCAGGGAAAUUCAAGAAUAUCCAUAUCCCAUAUUGUUAGAUCGUGGCCCAAGGGGCAGCAGAUCCAAAGACAAGUCGAAGAAAGACACUCCAGAAACCUCUAGAAACAGAAUGGAGAUUCAAAGUCAGAUUUUGGAUCUGAUCGAAAGGGAAAGAACCAAAUUUGAACCAAGGCCUAUGAAGAAGAACCAAAAAUACAGAAGCAAAUGCGUGGCCCCUGAAAGUGGGAGUGGCAAAGAAAGGAGUUCUGAAGAUGACAUAUUCGUGGAGUACGUGAACGGUAUGCCGCACAUGACCGUUCGACUGCCAAGUCGCAACGAAUUAUGUCAGUUCGCCCUGAAACCGAUCACGCACAACGUGGGGGAUCUCCUGUCGAUGCUGAGGCAGGAGGACCGGGGCAUUGACCGGGCGGCGGUGAUCAACAAGAACGGAGUGCGCAUCGCCUCGUCCUGCACGAUCGACAGCCUCCUGGACGAUACAUUUAGCAUACAAAUCAACAAUCGGACUAUGGAAGUGAAUCCACCGAAGCGCGACAAGAUCACAGUGGAGUCCAUGGACAAGGUGGGCGACGUGCGUAAGGUUAUUGCUCAGCUCUAUGAGGCAUUCAACGUCGGCGAAUAUCAGCUGGAGAAGAGCAAUCAACUGGCCAAGGAACUGGAGAGCAUACGCUACGAGCUGGAGCCCCUCGAAGAGAAAAAACUGGAGCUGAGCAGAAAGGCCGCUCGUCGCACCAACUUCAUGACCUGGAUGGGUCUCGGCCUGAUGUCCGUGCAGUUCGGCAUCCUGGCCCGACUGACCUGGUGGGAGUACUCUUGGGAUAUCAUGGAGCCGGUUACGUAUUUUGUUACCUACGGCACGACAAUGGCCAUGUACGCCUACUAUUGUGUGACCAAGAGGGAGUACAUGAUGGAGGCUGUGAAAAACCGCGAAUACUCGCUGGCCAUCUACAAGAACGCCAAGAAGAUCCAGUUCGAUGUGGAUCACUACAAUCAGCUGAAGCGCAAGACGGCGGAGCUGGAGUACAAUCUGAGGAGGAUCAACGAUCCGCUGAACAUGCAACUGCCGUCGCAUCUGGUGCGCACCCAGGAGAACACGCCCCCGACCGAGGAGCAGCAGCAGCGGCAGCCGGACGACCCCAGGGAGGGUAAAAGUAACUAAGGACUAGCUGGACUUUGCGGCAAUCAGCCGCAGGAGGACACCGAAAGAAGGAAAUGAAACUCAAACUAAUUUUUAAAUGAAAAAUAAAGGCCCCCCACCCCCGACCCCCACACUUAGCAAAUGUUCAGGGUGAUUGAAAUGUUGUGACCCCCCCUCCCCACCCCCCAGCAAGCACAAAAACUCUUUGGGAGUUUCCCCAUUUUGUAUGUUAACUAAAAUGUUUUAGUUUUUUAUGCCCAUGUUUAUAGAUAAUUAGCGUAAGCCCAAGAGUGGAACGCAUACUUAAAUGUCUGACGCAGGCCCAGUUGUAGAGCUUACUUUAUGUUUAAUCUUUAUUUAUUUUAGUGCAAGAGAUCGAGAUUUGUUUUAUGCCCAAGGCGCCCCUGUCUGCUCUACCCCUAUACUCUACCAUCUGUGUGCAAAGUUCUAGUAAAAUAUAUGAUUUAUUUAUUGACUAUU